GUUCAACUCACAAUCAGCACCUUAUGCAUUUCUUCUCCAUUUUCACACUCUUCACACACACUGUCACACACUCUUGCUCUUGUAACAACAACAACAACAAACAAAACAACAAGCUCCCUCUCCGAAAAUGGUCGGGUUUUCUUCCGACACCGAUGAAGACUCUACCAUUGAAGAAAUCAUCUCUCAAGCACAAGAUUCAAUCCUCCUUAAACAAAUCUCUGCCAUCAAUUGUUCUUCUUUCACCCAUUCCGAUCUUCCCACAGACCUCGAAUCACGUUUCCGCAAACUCAAAUCCUUCCCUGCUAAUCACACCACCCCACCACCUUACCAUCCCAAACCUCACACCUUUUCAACCUCCAAUUCAGCAAACCCCCCAAAAAGUCUCAAUCUUUCACCUACCCAACAAACUAAAUCCAUAAAUAAUCCAGAUUCUGAUUCUGGGUCUGUCUUUUCUCCCUCAAAUUCUUCACAUGAAAAAAAGGGUCCGAAACCAAAGCCGAAACCAAAAAAUGGGUCUUUUUCUCCCUCGGACUCUUCUCAUACCUCUGAAGAAAGUUCAAUGUCUUCGCUGUUCAUGCCAUUGCAAAUGAAGAAAGAUGAAGAGAAACACUCAAAGGUGAAGUAUGUGUCUCCUAGCCCGUCACCGCCUCGAAAAUGGGGUUGUUUUUGGUGCUCUCCUAAGAAGGAGAAGAAGAAGGAGAAAAGCAAGGAGAAUGAUGAUAUUGUUGGGUCAUUGGAGGAAGAUACAAGUGAUGAGUUUUUGUCUGAUAUUAGAAGUUUGUCAACCAAGAAACGGAUGAAUAUGAUUGAGAAAGCAUUGAAGGAAGAAGAGGAGAAAAUUAACCGUGAGGCUGAGAAGAUUGUUGAAAUGGUUAAACAUGCAUCUGCUAGGAUGAAUAUUUCUGAUAUUGAAGAUGAAUUGAGUGAUGAUUAUUAGACCAUGGAGCAUUGCUACAUUUUGGAUUGGAUCCCUUCUAGUUGUUGUUACAAAAGUGUUGCUAAUAUUCCAAAUUGCCUUGUACUUCUAUACAUGUUUCUGUUUACAUAUAUAUACAAAUAUUUGUCUUUCCUAUUAUGCGUAUGGUGUUGCUUCAUUGAAUUGUGAAAUCAUUCCUGAACUAAAGCUGUAUACAAGUGAAAUAUUGAAUAAAUAGUACAUAAACAUCAUGUGAAUCUGCAUAUGAAACUAG
Lathyrus oleraceus (garden pea) is the source of this 1190-nucleotide messenger RNA. RefSeq lists its product as uncharacterized. Bases 128 to 937 code for a protein of 269 amino acids. The transcript has a single exon. The record is from RefSeq and is a predicted model, not a curated record. Lineage: Eukaryota; Viridiplantae; Streptophyta; Magnoliopsida; Fabales; Fabaceae.